AUGUCAACUUACUACAAGGUUCGUAAACUUGGCCAAGGAGGAUUUGGAAAAGUAUACUUAAUUAAAAAUUCAAAUGGAAAACAAUAUGCCUUGAAACAAAUUGAUUUAUCAGACUUGAGCUAUGAAAUGAGACAAAAAACUCUUUCAGAAGUAGUAAUACUCUCACAUCUGAACAAUGAUUUUAUUGUUAAACACGUUUCUUCAUGGACAGAGGGAAAUAAUUUAAACAUCGUUAUGGAUUAUAUUGAUGGAGGAAACUUACGCGAAUUAAUUUCUAGACAAAAUGGACGUCUUAUUGGUUUAGAUAGAAUUUGCUAUAUAGCUAGACAUAUCAUAAAUGCAUUACAAUAUAUUCAUGAUCAUCACAUCAUUCAUCGAGAUCUUAAGCCUGAUAAUAUUCUUUGUUCAAGCUCUGGCAAUAAUUUCUAUCUUAGUGAUUUUGGUCUCGCUAGGCCUCUCACUAACUAUAGUCCAUACGCAGUUACCCAGUGUGGCACUCGGGGAUAUUCAGCUCCUGAAGUCCUACUUGGAUACCCUUAUAAUGAAAAGGCAGAUAUAUACUCAUUUGGCCUAAUCCUCUAUGAACUAUGUACCCUCAGACCAUUUUACGAAGGCAAAAGAGGAUUGGAUAGUCAAUAUGCACUAAUAUUGCCAUGCUGUCUCCAAACCCAAAUGCUCGACCAUCAAUCGAUCAAAUUAACGCACAUCCAUUAUUUUUUGUAG
Molecule: messenger RNA, 723 nt
Organism: Trichomonas vaginalis G3
Lineage: Eukaryota; Parabasalia; Trichomonadida; Trichomonadidae
Product: protein serine/threonine kinase protein
Exons: 1
Coding region: 1-723 (240 amino acids)
Biological process (GO): protein phosphorylation
Molecular function (GO): ATP binding; protein kinase activity
Source: RefSeq, a predicted model, not a curated record